GAUCAAGGAAUAAUUGCUGCUUUCAAGAAGUUGUACAUUAAACAAUGUCUUCGGUACAUCCUCGAAAAGCUUGAAAGCGAUGAAACGAUGACGGUAAUUCAAGCGUGGAAAGAAUUUAAGAUAAGAGACGCUCUGACGUUCAUAGGAAAGGCUCUGUCUUCUAUGAAAUCUAAAACAUUGAAUUCGUGCUGGAAGCCACUAUGGCCAGAAUGCGUGAAAGCUGGUUCAACAGACCCUUCAAAUGUGGAAGAAUCAGAAAUUCUCAUUCUGGCACAUGCAAUUGGAGGGAAAGGAUUCAAAGAUAUGGAUAGUAGAGACGUUGAAGAGCUUCUUGAAGACACCGAAAUUGAAGAUGAUGAACUGAUGCAGAGUUUAGUCACAUCGGAGCCUUUAGAGGACGAUGAAGACCGGGAUAUCAAGCCAUGUGAUAUCGAAGACGGGAAUAAAUUAGCGGAUACCCUCGUAAAACAUUUUAUGGAAAAGGAUCCUUGUGUUGAGAGAGCCGUUUCAUUUCGGAAUGAUUUGAAACUGUGUAUGCUUCGCUACAAUAGAUUGAACGAAAAAACACAGCCAACAGUUAUCGAUGAAGAUGACGAGGAUUUCAGCUUACCAUUGGAACGCAGACGAUCUCGUCCGAUUUCUUCGGAUGAGGAAGAUAUCGCCACAUCAUCUAACCGCAAACAUCCACGUGUUGCUAAUGAUAGUGAUUAGAUCAAUAAAAGAAAUUCUUUUUUCCACUUGACUACAAUAAAAUUGAUUUAUGAAUACAUUGGUAAAAAUAUCAUGGUAAAAAACUAAAAAUAUGUUUAAUUAAAUUUGUCUAAAUUCCGAAAACAUUUGUUUGUAUUGUAAUUUUUUCAAAUUGCAAAAAUGCAAUUUGAAAAAAUUACUUUCGAACUACUGGACCGCUUCACAUGAUCGAUAUAUCAAAUUAAAGCCAAUUAGCUAGUCUUUCUUGAAAAAAUGUUAUACUAGCAAAACAGUUGGAUUUUGUUUUCGUAAUUAUUGAUUGUAUUUGUUUGCUUAUAGUUUACAUGAUCCAAGGACGCUAUAUUUUUUUAUGUUUCUUGAAAGUUCUGGUUUUUCCACACAAGAUAAUCGAAAAUCAGAAAUGUGAUUUUUAUCGUUUUCGAGUUAUGAGUUUGCCGAUGGUCCGAAAAAUCAGAUUUUUCUCUUUUUCUAUAAAUAACUUUUUUCUAGAAAGAAGAAGCUUUCAAGAAAAAAAUAUUUAAAAUAUAGUGCCCUUGGUCACGCAACCAUAUAAACUAUAAAAAACAAGUACAAUCAAUAGUUACGAAAACUUGGCAAAAUUGGUUGUACUGUUCGAAAAAUGAGAAAAAAUGUUACUCUAUGUUUCUAUAUUUUGUAUUUUAUAUGAAACAUCUAAAUUGGUAAAUUUUAUCAACAAUUAGAGCGACAAAAACUCUAAAGUUUUUAAUUUGUUAUUAAUUUUAUCAAAAAAAAAAAUGCAUAAUAAACUUGAUUGUUUCUUGAAAUUUAAUUGAAGCUUUCUGAACGCUCUAUAAUUUGUUCUUCGACAUCUAGCUCCUAUAUUUUCUUAUUCCGCAGCAAUAUCAUUUUAAACAAUUCCUGGUGAGUCUUCAAUUAGAAUUUCCUAAUUACCACGGUUUUUACUCCAUUGUACUUAUAAUAUCCAAUAAACUUUCACCUUAACUUUGAAAUAUUACUUUUUUUCUUUCUUGAAAAAAGGCUAUUUGAGAUAUAAGACUUUUUUUUCAAACUGAGUGUAUUAUAGUCCAAAAUUGUAUAUAAUCGAACCAUAGAUAAUCGUGUCAGUAUAUAAUCGACUCUGUAUAUAAUAGAGUGAAUAUAUUACUUCAGAAAUCCGGUUUCAUUAUUGUGGUUUUAGUUGAAAACCUGACCAAGAAAAUUCAUUUUGCUUUCGUUGGAUUGCGCCUGCGAACUAUGUGCUACAAGAACGGAGCUUACAAACAUCUUUACAUCAGUUGCUCCACAAUUGGACUGUACUUGCAUCCUAAUUUGUGGACUAUUGCUGUAUUUGCCUGAAAAUAGAGUAUCCAAACUACAGUUCGGAAUAUGAAUCAUGCGUCGAAACUUGAUUCAAAUUCCGAUCACUACUUUAAUACUAAUUUUAAAGAAGAUGUCUGCAUAAAAGAUUUCUAGUAGAUCCAUACCUUUUAUAGCACUUAACAUGAAAACAGCAUACAAAAUAGUUAUACAACUACAAAAACUGAAAAACUGCGGAAUUUGCUAACGCAAACAAUGUGUUAUUGGUUUCGACACAUUUUUUGCAAAUGCUUAGUCUUAUGAAUUAUAAGCUGUAUCGAUACCUGUAAAUGUUAUUUGAAUGUAGCCAAUACCUCAAACAAUGUCAAGGCUUUCAUUAUUCUAUUAUUUAUAACAUUAAAGUUUAGUAAAUUUACAUUUGAAAAUUAAGUGUUCGGAAUUUGAGACAAAACAGUACUUUGAGCUCCAUCAACCAAAUGUGUCUAUCUUUUGAGUCGUAGUAAAUGAUAUCUGCUUCUAUGAAAUGCUAUAAUAUGCAUGAACAAAUUCAGUUCAGAAAAAAGCAAAAAGCGUUUGAACUUUUUCACCGUGGAGAAAUAUUAGGUUGUCUUAUGUCCGAUUGGGGCAGUCUUUCUUUGGAAAAAGUAAAUAGCCUUUGUGAAUCACGAAUAUACAUAUUUUUACUGGUAGAUGAAGAACAAUCGCUAAGAUCGGACGCAAAUAGAUAGCAUCCUUUUCUCCAGAAUAGUAAAAAAAACUUGAACCCUCGAAACUGUAUUUAUUUCUAUACAAACAUUUGAAACAAACCAUCUCGAUUACUACGGCAAAAAACUUCACCACAUAUGGUUAAGGGUGCUUCAAGUAACUCAAUUUUCAAAUUAGGCUUUUCAAAAGGAAUUACAUUGCUUAAAAGUGGUAUCUCUCAUUCGUUCAAUAGAUUAUUUUCAAAAUUACACAAAUGAAUUUCGAAUACUUAUUCAACCAUUGAUCAAAAUAUCCGACAAAUCUUUUGACAUAUUGUAAAGUGACAGUCAAAAAAUAUACGAUGUUACAUACUUCUGUCCGGUACUGUGAGUAAAUUUAACACUUAACGCCCACGUUUAAUCUGGGAAAGCAAAUAGCGCAAAAAAAGAAAAUGUAGAACUGGUUUUUCCUAAAUGAACAAAUAAAUUCCUAUUUAACAAUCAUAACAUUUUCCCCUCCAACAAAUAUGUCACCAGAGGAGAAUUUUCGAUCAUUGCUUUCUACGGAAAUCAAGUAAGGACGCAAUACAUUUUAGAUGUAAGGAUAGUUUUCAAGAAUUGAGUGUGAAGUGUGAGUGUGAAUGAGAAUGUAUGAAUGUAUGAAUGUGAACAUUGUUAAAAUGUCCUUACAUCCCAUCCUUUUCCUAAUGAAAAUGUGUCACCCUUCUAAACUCGAGUCGACCGCGAGUAAUCGGUUUCCUAUUUUAUUAACCAUAGAAUUAAGGAAACAUGUUAAUAUAUUCUAGUUAAAAUAUAGUGAUGAAUUUGGCUCCUUUAAACUUAUGCAACUGAGCCUGUAAAAAUAAACGAUUUAAUUAAAAAAACAGUAAGGACGUUGGUCCAAAUGACGAACUAGCCAAAGGCUGAGUGUCAUAAAUAAAAAUAAAAAACGGGGACAUAUCUUUCACAUUUUUUAGAUUGGUGUUUGACAUCUCUUGAAAUUUUUUUUGAAUUCAUAUCGCUUGGAGUCUUUUGAGUAAAAUUUACAAAAGAUAUUUCAUAUUAAAUUUGUGUUGAAACAUAUAAAAUUUCGCUGAAAUACAUCCGAAACAAAAAAAGGGGAUCAAGCUCACAUUACUUACACUAUUGUUGUUUAUUCUUUUUCCAUUCGGUUACCAAAAUCGUUUCAACGCUAGCUGAAAUCGAACCCAGAAUCAGGUACCAAUUUCGCCAAGAUUGCGACAACGUUAUCACGAGAAUACUAAAUCUUAUCCCUCAGAUAUACCGUGUUAACCUCGAGCAAACCACAGUUAUUUAACUCAAUUCCCAGGAGACAAACAUAGAAAAAAUGAAUUUGGCUCCAAAUAUUGAAGCAAACGUACUUAAGUCUUACAAAUGAACAAAUUGAGAAGAAAAUACAACAUACCGCGUAUAAAUCGAUUCUUUUGGAAAAACCGCGUAAAUUCCGAAAUCCGCGUAAAAAAAACCGCGUAAAUU
Toxorhynchites rutilus septentrionalis is the source of this 4169-nucleotide messenger RNA. RefSeq lists its product as uncharacterized. The record is from RefSeq and is a predicted model, not a curated record. NCBI's taxonomy places the organism in Eukaryota, Metazoa, Arthropoda, Insecta, Diptera, Culicidae. Bases 88 to 711 code for a protein of 207 amino acids. The transcript is spliced from 2 exons.